Messenger RNA from Varanus komodoensis (Komodo dragon), 1743 nucleotides. It is a transcript of the gene CIMAP2, whose product is annotated as lymphocyte expansion molecule. The transcript has 11 exons. Lineage: Eukaryota; Metazoa; Chordata; Lepidosauria; Squamata; Varanidae. The record is from RefSeq and is a predicted model, not a curated record. Bases 431 to 1615 code for a protein of 394 amino acids.
AGCUUAAGCUGAGAGUCCGUGACUGGCCCAAAGUCAUGCAGUGAGCUUCAUGGCCAAGUGGGGACCAGAGCAUGGAUUUCCUAAGUCCCAGUCCAGCACUCCAACCACUUCAUCGCACUGGCUACAUUCCUGUCUCACCUGAUAUGCAGUGUGGCCAUAGAAAAGUACCAGCUUCUUCUCUCCUCCAGUGGGAUCUGAAACAGAAAGCCAGGAUCUGACAGUGUGCCACAACAGGUGCCUGCAGCAUUGACAAGCCCUUGUGAGCAUAUGGCAACCUUCCCAGAAGACCUGCCCCUGCCGGGCACAUGGAAACAGAAGCUUGAGCGUCUAAUGUUGUCAUAGCAGUGAAAUUCCAGAUCUAUUCUCCACUGCAGUCUCCAAUGAGGAGUGCAGUUCUGUUUCUUCUGCUCCAGGCACCAGAGGAUGGAGGAUGGAACCAAAGGGCUUCAGCGGAGCCCCGUUUUGGAGCCAAACAGCCAGAUUUGACGUGUCAGCAGUUUAUCCAGAUGUCAAGAAGCCCAAUACCUUUCUGCAGGCUCCAUACUCCAAGGUCAUCUGUUCAGACUUGAAUCGAAAAUUAGGACCAGGCACCUACAGAACGGACUAUGGCGGGUUCAGUUCUACAGACUGGGAAAAAAGGAGGUCAACGUCUAGUUGGGCAAAGGCACAAGAGGCAACCAGACUCACCCAAAUGCCGCAUUUUAAUUUUAAGGAUAUCUUCCACAGAGAAAAGGCUCUGAAAGAAAAACUGGGCCCUGGAACUUACAACCACACAGAUUUUCUGGAACUCCAAAAAAGACGGCCAUGCAGUAUUAGAGGAAUAUGUGAUACUGGAGAAGUGAGAUUCAAAGAUCAUAUCAGGGAAUGUUACCCUGGCCCAGGAACUUACGGGAAUCCUUACGCCUUGCUUGAAGAAAAAGAAAAACGUUCUGUGACUGCGCUUGGAAUAAUGGACAGCAAAACAACAAAAUAUUUUGCCUUUCCCCAUACGGGAAGUGGUUUGGGCCCGGGGACCUACAAUCACAAAAACAGUGUGGACGAGAUGCUCAAACGAGUGGUCAGCACAAGAGGUCCCUAUGAAAUCUUCACAGGAGACAGGUCCAAGCCUAUUAUUUGUGGGCAUUACGCUACUGACAAAAAAUCUGUUGAGCUGAGCAGCAUCAAUGUAAAGAGUUUCCUGGAAGAACUGAACACAAAGGAGAAAAAGAGGCAUGGCGUUUUCAGUACCCUUGCACGGAAUCCUGGCUGCCCAAGUGAACGGAUCUUCUGGGCCACUGUUGGUCAGUGUCCACGUGAACAAUACAAAGCAGGGCCAGGGUCAUAUGACAUAAAGCAUAUUAAGAGAACAGAAUAUGAAAAUCAACCACCAUUCUGGAUUGGUGCAAAAAGAUUUGACAGAAAAGCAUACCGUCUCUUUUUUGGAAAUGCAAAUCCAGUUGGAGUUGGCCGCUAUGAUACCACAAAGCAUGAGAAAUACCCAAAGAAAACCAGAUACCGUUCACUUUAUAUGAAUGAUGCACAGCGUUACCUUAGUAACCUGGAAAGGGACAAGUGCUUACAGGAGCGAAUCACACCUGUUAAUAAAGGCCACUGGAAGUACCCAGCAUCUGCCUGAGCAGUCCUUGUUGCUUCUUGAAGCAAGACGUGUUUCAGCCAUCAGGCAUUUGCUUUUAUGGAAAAUUCUGCCACCAUUAACUGCAUGAAGAGAACAUUGAUCCCUAAACAUCUGCUUCACUGAAAUAA